Fusarium musae is the source of this 405-nucleotide messenger RNA. RefSeq lists its product as uncharacterized. NCBI's taxonomy places the organism in Eukaryota, Fungi, Ascomycota, Sordariomycetes, Hypocreales, Nectriaceae. The transcript has 3 exons. The record is from RefSeq and is a predicted model, not a curated record. Bases 1 to 405 code for a protein of 134 amino acids.
AUGGUUACCCACGAGCACGUCCGAAACAUCUUCGCGGGCCCAAGCAAGGGCGAUAUGGCCAGCUUCUGGCCCAACGUCGAGCCCAAUGUCGAUUGGACUGUGAAAGGCACCCACUGCAAGGUCUCUGGUCGCUACAGGUCCAUUGAGGAGUUCCAACAAGGGACAAGGGCUCUGUCAUCCACGUGGGCAGGUCCCCUCCAUCUCGUGGUUCAGAACAUCAUCAUCGAGGGCAACCAAGCUGCCGUGGAGCUGAAGGCGGUGGAUACCCAGACCAAGAGCGGCGACCCUUUCCCUAACGAAUAUACAUGGGUACUGGGUUUCAAUGAUAGCGGCAAGAUCGCAACCGUGAGGGCGUACAUGGACACCGACCUUGUUACUCGCGUCAUUGAAAAGAAUCCUCAGUAG